Molecule: messenger RNA, 2895 nt
Organism: Chiroxiphia lanceolata (lance-tailed manakin)
Lineage: Eukaryota; Metazoa; Chordata; Aves; Passeriformes; Pipridae
Product: butyrophilin subfamily 1 member A1-like
Exons: 10
Coding region: 534-2312 (592 amino acids)
Molecular function (GO): protein binding
Source: RefSeq, a predicted model, not a curated record
GAGGGCGCCAAAAAACUUUGUGGGCAGUUUUACGUGAGCGGCUGCAGCAGCUGAACUACAAAGAGCAGCAGCUGAACUACAAAGAGCAGCAGAUCGGGAGAAGUUUUUUCUCACAGAAAUACUUCUGGCACAGUCUUUGGAGGAAGAAACAGCUGCGAAAAGUAAGACUAAGAGGAAAAUCCAAGAGCACUUCAGUUCAUUGAAGUUCUUGAAAAGCAGAAUUACUCCCAUUUCAAGCUGAUUGACUGGUGACUGUCAAUUCCCAGGGAAACCCCACCUUCAUUCUCUAUGUAAUCUGUCAGUGAAACAUCAGUCUUAGAGUAAAAUCAUCUGUGAUCUUCAGGCAGAGCCACACCCUGAGUUAAUCCUUGAUCAUCUCUGAUCCACAGAUUGAAGACACGGGGAUCGUUCUCACCUGACAACCGGUGAAAGUUUCUCUGGCAAGAGGAAAAAUAGCUGUCCUAUAUCAGUGCUCACCUUUCCUGACUCAGGCAGGUCAGCUGCAGGAUUGUCCCACCUCUGUGACUGCAGGGAUGGACCAGAGGAGAUGGCUCCCGUUGGCUCUGACACUGCUUCCAGCCUGGUUUCUCCCUCUCUCCUAUGACUUUGGGCUUUUCAAUUUCCCCAGUUACAAUUUUGUCUCAGAGGAAAGAAGAAAAGGAGAAAAAAAUUUUGAGCUUAGCUCUCCCCAGAAUGUAGUUGGAAUUGUUGGCCAGGAUACAAUCCUUCCUUGCACCAUCUCUUCCACAAAGCCACUGGACAACCCUGAAGUGCAAUGGAAGAAGAUCACAGAUGGACAUCCAGAGGACAUCUACACAUACGGACAGUCUGGUGGUGAACCAAUGCAGAAAUACCAUGGGCGGACAUCACUGCCGGGAGAUGGAUUUGCCACUGGGAACGUGUCCCUGAUGCUGAAGAAUGUCCAGCCAGCAGAUGAAGGAAUGUACAGUUGCACUGUGACAUCCAGGGACUGGAGUGCUGACAGAGCCACCGAGCUCAGCAUUGCAGGUACCGGGGAAGUGUUCCUUGAAAUUCUGGGCCCUCACGGGCAAGGGCUCGAGCUUGGCUGCAGAUCACACGGAUGGUUCCCCGAACCUACUGUCCAGUGGGUGACUGAGGAUGGGCAGGGUCUGUUUGCAGACACUGAAAUACAGCAGGACAGUGAGAAAGUCUUCAGUGUGUGGAGUCGAGUCACAGUUACGGGAGAGGAAGUGGGAAAAGUCACCUGUCAAAUCCUGAACCCCUUGGUGCAGAUGGAGAAGAAAACUACUGCGCGUCUCUCAGGUGCUGCUUUUCCCCGUGUGUCUCCAUUUGUCCCUGCCUUCUGGACACUACUCACUUUAUUCCUUCUCACAUUGGCUGCUGGUGCUGUUCUGGUAUUUCGAGGUAAGGGCUCUUGGUUCACAGGACCUCAUGUUUUCAGAAGGCUGUGGGAGGUCAAUCCCUGUGAGAAAGUUCUCUGCAGAACCUGCUCUGGCAGAGGGUGUUCCUUGUGCAUGGUAGAGGAAGGCUCUGAACAGAUGGCUCAGGUGAAAAAUGAAAGUGGUGGAAAAUACCACAGGGGCCCUGGAAUCCAUGUGGAAGAGGGACACCUCCAUGAAGUCUCCCAGAAAAUUCAAACUCUGCAGGAAGAUUUCCAGAACAUGCAGCAGUCCACACAGUGUGACAUUCAGUUGCUCAGAACAGACCUGGAGAACAAACUAGAGCUUUUCAAAAUACAGUACUACAAAGAGAAGCAUAGAGGAUAUCGUGCAGUUGUUGUCACCCUGGACGCUGCCACAGCUCAUCCCGGAUUGGGAAUAUCUACAGAUGGGAAGAGAGUGAAAGAGGGAGGUUUCGGCAUGCAAGAUAUCAUCAGAGACUUCUCCAGCAAUGAGAAGAGAUUUGAUUCCCAUCUGUUUGUGUUGGCAAAGCAAAGAUUCAGAUAUGGGAGGCUCUACUGGGAAGUGUCUGUUCAGGGAAGAAGAAACUGGGCCUUGGGUAUUGCCCGGGAAUCUGUGACUCGCAAAGGGCCACUGACUCUGACCCCUAAGAAUGGCUUCUGGGUCAUCGGGUUGGCAGAUGGGCGAGACUAUUGGGCCUACACAGAUCCUCAGACCCGUCUGAGUGUGAGUGGGGAGUUGGAAGUCAUUGGGAUCUUCCUAGACAUCCUAGCCAAGGAGGUGUCUUUCUACCAUGUGUACGAUAAGGAAGCAGCUCUGUACACUUUUAGCAUUGCUGAUGGCAGCAGCCAGAGAGAUGAAUUCAUUCCCUUCUUCUCCUUAGGCUCUGCUACUGCAAACCAUGAUCAUCGGGCUCUGGUAAUAGUGUAGAUUUUUGAUGAUGUUGAAUAGUUUACUCCACAUUUCAAAGCUCAGUAAUGUACAGCCAGUGAUGAAAUCCCAUUGUAACCAGGCUGCUGCCUAAUUUGUGUCUCCUGAACAAAGCUAAUGAAGGACAGGACAGAUCUCUCAGAGUGGUCUGCUCUGAGUUUUUUGCCUUAUGGAUCAGAGUGAAGAAUGUUUUGAGGGAAAUUCUAUGUGCUCAAGAAAAAUAAAUGUACUUUAAUGUUUGUAUGAAAAAAAGUGGUGUGAGGGACUGAAAAAAAAGUUAUUAAAAUUAUUACUGGCUCAAAACAGCUCUGUGUGUGUGAGAGGGGACAGAUCAGAUUCUGCCAAGGUGCAAUGGUGCUCUGCCCCCAUGAGAGCAUCUCGUGCAUCUGUCAAUCACUGGCACACCGGUAGCACUGCCCCACACCACACCCCAGGGGACCUCUAACCCAGAUCUCAAAUGGCCGGCAGACCAGAACCCCACCUGGGGGUCAUGGCCACAGGAGUCUAGAGCAAAUACAACCAACAUCAUGAGGCCCUCCAUGUGCACGGCCCUAUCGUUCUUCGAUUUGUGUUAGCUGGUUCU